AUGGAUUCUGAAAUUCAUGACAGUUUUUCACCCCCACUUAGAAAAAUUCUUAUCAACUAUCUUUCUCUUUUUUUCUCUUCUUCUCUUUCUUUUUUUUCUCUUCUUCUCUUUCUCUUUCUUUUUUUCCUCUUCUUCUCUUUCUCUUUCUCCUCUUCUUCUCUUUCUCUUUCUUUUCUUCUUCUCUUUCUCUUUUUUUUCUCUUCUUCUCUUACUCUUUUUUUUCUCUUCUUCUCUUACUCUUUUUUUUCUCUUCUUCUCUUACUCUUUUUUUUCUCUUCUUCUCUUACUCUUUUUUUUCUCUUCUUCUCUUCUUUUUUUUUUUUUCUCUUUUUUUUACUCUUUUUUCUUUUUACUCUUCUUCUUACUCUUCUUCUUUUUUUCUUCUUCUUCUCUUACUCUUUUUUUCUCUUCUUCUCUUACUCUUUUUCUCUUCUUCUCUUACUCUUUUUCUCUUCUUCUUUUUUUUUCUCUUCUUCUCUUACUUUUUUCUUCUUCUUUCUCUUCUCUUUUUUUCUUCUUCUCUUACUCUUUUUUUCUUCUCUCUUUUUUUUUUUCUCUUCUUCUCUUACUCUUUUUUUUUCUUCUUCUCUUUCUCUUUUUUCUCUUCUUCUCUUACUCUUUUUUUUCUUUUUUCUUUUUUUUUUUCUCUUCUCUUACUCUUUUUUCUCUUCUCUUACUCUUUUUUUCUCUUCUCUUACUCUUUUUUUCUCUUCUUCUCUUACUCUUUUUUUUCUCUUCUUCUCUUACUCUUUUUUUUCUCUUCUUCUCUUACUCUUUUUUCUCUUACUCUUUUUUUUCUCUUACUCUUUUUUUUCUCUUACAUACUCUUUUUUUUCUCUUACAUACUCUUUUUUUUCUCUUACAUACUCUUACUCUUUUUUUUUUCUCUUACUCUUUUUUUUUUUCUCUCUCUUUUUUCUCUUACCAUACUCUUUUUUUUCUCUUCUUCUCUUACUUUUUUCUCUUCUUCUCUUACUCUUUUUCUUCUCUUACUUACUCUUUUUUUCUCUUCUUCUCUUACUUUUUUUCUCUUCUUCUCUUACUUUUUUUCUCUUCUUCUCUUACUUUUUUUCUCUUCUUCUCUUACUUUUUUUCUCUUCUCUUCUUUUUCUCUUCUCUUUCUUUUCUCCUCUUCUCUUACUUUUUCUCUUCUUCUCUUACUCUUUUUUCUCUUUCUUUUUCUCUUCUUCUCUUUUUUUCUCUUCUUCUCUUUUACUCUUUUUUUUUCUUCUUCUUCUUUUUCUCUUCUUCUCUUCUUUUUUCUUCUUCUUUACUUUUUCUCUUCUUCUCUUCUUCUUUUCUUUUCUUCUCUUUUUUCUCUUCUCUUCUUUUUUUUCUUCUUUUUUCUCUUCUCUUCUUUUUCUCUUCUCUUUUUUCUCUUCUCUUACUUUUUCUCUUCUCUUACUUCUUUUUCUCUUCUCUUACAUCAUUUUCUCUUCUCUUACUUCUUUUUCUCUUUCUUCUCUUACUUCUUUUUCUCUUCUCUUACUUUUUCUCUUCUCUUCUUUUUCUCUUCUCUUCUUUUUCUCUUCUCUUCUUUUUCUCUUCUCUUCUUUUCUUUCUCUUUUUUUUUCUCUUCUUCUCUUACUUUUUCUCUUCUUCUCUUACUCUUUUUUUCUUCUCUUUUUCUUUUUCUUACUUUCUUUUCUCUUCUUCUCUUACUCUUUUUCUCUUCUUCUCUUACUUCUUUUUCUCUUUUACUCUUUUUUUUCUUUUUCUCUUCUCUUACUUCUUUUUCUCUUUCUUCUCUUACUUCUUUUUCUCUUCUCUUACUUCUUUUUCUCUUUCUUCUCUUACUUCUUUUUCUCUUUCUUCUCUUACUUCUUUUUCUCUUCUCUUACUUCUUUUUCUCUUUCUUCUCUUACUUCUUUUUCUCUUCUUCUCUUACUUCUUUUUCUCUUUCUUCUCUUACUCUUUUUUUCUUCUUCUCUUACUCUUUUUUUUUCUCUUCUUCUCUUACUCUUUUUUUUUUUCUCUUCUUCUCUUACUCUUUUUUUUUUCUCUUCUUCUCUUACUCUUUUUUUUUCUCUUCUUCUCUUACUCUUUUUUUUCUCUUCUUCUCUUACUCUUUUUUUCUCUUCUUCUCUUACUCUUUUUUUUCUUCUCUUACUCUUUUUUUUCUCCUCUUACUCUUUUUCUCUUCUUCUCUUACUUUUUUUCUCUUCUUCUCUUACUUUUUUCUCUUCUCUUACUUUUUUCUCUUCUCUUACUUUUUUUUCUUCUCUUACUCUUUUUUUUUCUCUUCUCUUACUCUUUUUUCUCUUCUUCUCUUACUUACUCUUUUUUCUUUUACUUACUCUUUUUUUCUCUUCUCUUACUUUUUUUCUCUCUUCUUCUCUUACUCUUUUUUCUUCUCUUACUUACUCUUUUUUCUCUUCUUCUCUUACUCUCUUUUUUACUCUUCUUACUCUUCUUCUCUUUUCUUUUUUCUCUUCUUCUCUUCUUUUUUUUUCUUUUUUUUUUCUCUUUUUUUUUUUUCUUCUUCUCUUACUCUUUUUUUUUUCACUUCUUCUCUUCUUUUUUUUUUCUUCUUCUCUUACUCUUUUUUUUUUUUUUCCUUCUUCUCUCGCUCUCUUUCUCUUUUCACUCUGA
This is a messenger RNA of Acanthosepion pharaonis, 2592 nucleotides long. Lineage: Eukaryota; Metazoa; Mollusca; Cephalopoda; Sepiida; Sepiidae. The record is from the annotation of a GenBank genome assembly.